This is a messenger RNA of Callorhinus ursinus (northern fur seal), 7503 nucleotides long. Lineage: Eukaryota; Metazoa; Chordata; Mammalia; Carnivora; Otariidae. The record is from RefSeq and is a predicted model, not a curated record.
CUCCAGGACGCGCGCCCCGAGCCCGGGAGGCAUGCUGAGGCCAGGCCGCCGGCAGGAUGAGUGUGAACGAGGCAGGCAGCUCCGGCCGCGGGGGGCAGGCAGCCUACCACCUGCAUAUCUACCCGCAGCUGGCCACCAGCGAGAGCCGGGCCUCGUGCCGCGUGACCGCCACCAAGGACAGCACCACUUCCGAUGUCAUCCAGGAUGCCAUCGCCAGCCUGCAGCUGGAUGGCACCAAGUGCUACGUGCUGGUGGAGGUGAAGGAGACAGGUGGGGAGGAGUGGGUGCUGGAUGCCAACGACUCACCCGUGCACCGCGUGCUGCUGUGGCCCCGGCGGGCCCAAGACGAGCACCCGCAGGAGGACGGCUACUACUUCCUGCUGCAGGAGCGCAAUGCAGACGGCACCAUCAAGUACGUGCACAUGCAGCUGGUGUCCCAGGCCACGGCCACCCGGCGCCUGGUGGAGCGCGGCCUCCUGCCCCGGCAGCAGGCAGACUUUGACGAUUUAUGCAACCUCCCCGAGCUGACCGAGGAGAACCUCCUGAAGAACCUCAAGCACCGCUUCCUGCAGCAGAAGAUCUACACGUACGCAGGGAGCAUCCUGGUGGCUGUCAAUCCCUUCAAGUUCCUCCCCAUCUACAACCCCAAGUACGUGAAGAUGUAUGAGAACCAGCAGCUGGGCAAGCUGGAGCCGCACGUGUUCGCGCUGGCCGACGUGGCCUACUACGCCAUGCUCCGGAAGCGGGUCAAUCAGUGCAUCGUGAUCUCGGGUGAGAGUGGCUCGGGCAAGACACAGAGCACCAACUUCCUGAUCCACUGCCUCACCGCACUGAGCCAGAAAGGCUAUGCCAGUGGUGUCGAGAGGACCAUCCUGGGUGCCGGCCCUGUGCUGGAGGCUUUCGGAAAUGCCAAAACGGCCCACAACAACAAUUCCAGCCGAUUUGGGAAAUUCAUCCAGGUCAACUACCUGGAGAGUGGCAUCGUGAGAGGAGCUGUUGUCGAAAAAUACCUGCUUGAAAAGUCCCGCCUGGUCUCUCAAGAGAAGGAUGAGAGGAACUACCACGUGUUUUAUUAUUUGUUACUUGGCGUCAGCGAGGAAGAGCGUCAAGAAUUUCAGCUCAAGCAGCCUGAAGAUUAUUUCUACCUCAACCAGCAUAACUUGAAGAUCGAAGAUGGAGAAGACCUAAAGCAUGACUUUGAGAGACUCAAGCAGGCCAUGGAGAUGGUGGGCUUCCUCCCAGCCACCAAGAAGCAGAUUUUUUCCGUCCUCUCAGCCAUCCUGUACCUGGGCAACGUCACGUACAAGAAGAGAGCCACGGGCCGAGACGAAGGUCUAGAGGUCGGGCCCCCCGAAGUGCUGGACACGCUGUCCCAGCUCCUGAAGGUGAAGCGAGAAAUCUUGGUGGAGGUCCUGACCAAAAGAAAAACGGUGACAGCCAAUGACAAACUCAUCCUUCCCUAUAGUCUCAGCGAGGCUAUCACCGCCCGCGACUCCAUGGCCAAGUCCCUGUACAGUGCUCUGUUCGACUGGAUCGUAUUGCGGAUCAACCAUGCCCUCCUCAACAAGAAAGACAUGGAAGAGUCUGUCUCGUGCUUGUCCAUUGGGGUCCUCGACAUAUUCGGAUUUGAAGACUUCGAGAGGAACAGUUUUGAACAGUUCUGCAUCAACUAUGCCAACGAGCAGCUUCAGUAUUACUUCAACCAGCACAUUUUCAAACUAGAACAGGAGGAGUACCAGAGCGAAGGGAUCUCAUGGCACAACAUUGAUUACACUGAUAACGUCGGCUGCAUCCAUCUCAUCAGCAAGAAGCCCACGGGGCUCUUCUAUCUGCUGGACGAAGAGAGCAACUUUCCCCAUGCCACGAGCCAGACCCUGCUGGCCAAGUUCAAACAGCAGCACGAAGACAACAGGUACUUCCUUGGCACCCCCGUCAUGGAGCCGGCAUUCAUCAUUCAGCACUUCGCAGGGAAGGUGAAAUAUCAAAUCAAGGACUUCCGGGAAAAGAACAUGGACUACAUGCGGCCCGACAUCGUGGCCCUCCUUCGGGGCAGUGACAGCUCCUAUGUGCGGGAGCUCAUCGGCAUGGAUCCCGUGGCCGUGUUCCGCUGGGCGGUGCUCCGGGCCGCCAUCCGGGCCAUGGCUGUGCUCCGGGAAGCUGGGCGCCUACGGGCCGAGAGGGCCGAGAAGGCUGCAGGUACGGACAGCCCGGGCGUCCGCAGUCUCCUGGGAGAGCUGCAGAGAGGAACCAGCACCCCAUCAGAAAAACUGUACCGCGAUUUGCAUGAUCAAAUCAUCAAGACCAUCAAAGGAUUGCCCUGGCAGGGUGAGGACCCCCGUAGGCUUCUCCAGUCCCUCAGUCGGCUCCAGAAACCCCGCACCUUCAUCCUGAAAAGUAAAGGUAUCAAACAAAAGCAGCUCAUUCCAAAGAACCUGCUGGACUCCAAGUCCCUGAAGCUCAUCAUCAGCAUGACUCUUCACGAUCGCACCACCAAGUCCCUGCUGCACCUCCACAAGAAAAAGAAGCCGCCUAGCAUCAGCGCCCAGUUCCAGACGUCCCUUAACAAGCUCCUGGAGGCACUGGGGAAGGCGGAGCCUUUCUUUAUCCGCUGCAUCCGCUCCAAUGCCGAGAAGAAGGAGCUAUGUUUCGACGAUGAGCUGGUGCUGCAGCAGCUGCGCUACACGGGCAUGCUGGAGACAGUGCGAAUCCGGAGGUCAGGCUACAGCGCCAAGUACACGUUCCAGGAUUUCACAGAGCAGUUCCAGGUGCUGCUGCCCAAGAACACCCAGCCCUGCCGGGAGGUCAUUUCUGCCCUAUUGGAAAAGAUGGACGUGGACAAGAGGAACUACCAGAUCGGGAAGACCAAGGUUUUCCUGAAGGAGACAGAGCGCCAAGCCCUUCAGGAGACGCUGCACCGGGAGGUCGUGCGGAAGAUCCUGCUCCUGCAGAGCUGGUUCCGGAUGGUGCUGGAACGCCGGCACUUUCUGCAGAUGAGGCAGGCAGCCAUCACCAUCCAGGCCUGCUGGCGGUCCUACUGCGUCCGACGGGCCCUGGAGAGGACACAGGCUGCUGUGUACCUCCAGGCCGCGUGGAGGGGCUACCGGCAACGGGUGGCCUACCGGCGCCGUAGACAGAGCAUCAUCCGCCUGCAGAGCCUCUGCCGGGGUCACCUUCAGCGUAAGAGCUUCAGCCGGAUGGUCGCAGAGAAGCAGAAGGCUGGAGAGGAGAAGGAAGUCCAGCAGGCCCUGAGGGCGGAAACGGCAGAGGGCGGGCCAGGCCAGGCGGCUGAGCAGGAGCAGGUGCCCAGGCAGGACCCAGAACCAUCAGAGGACAGGGAGCAUUCGGUGUUGGAACCCGAAGGGUGGCCAAGUGAGGAGCCCCUGGCAGAGAGCUCCCAACCAGAGAAGGAGGUCCCCAGCCCAGAGAAGGCUCUCCCACCCCAGAAAAAUGCAGCUGAAAGUCACGAGAAAGUGCCCAGCAGCCGGGAGAAGCGUGAGUCACGGCGGCAGAGAGGGCUGGAGCACGUGAAGCUCCAAAACAAACACAUACAGUCCUGUAAGGAAGAGAUGGCCCUCAGAGAAUCUUCUGGAAGGACUGUGCUAGAGCAAGAGGAGAGCCUCCCCGAAGACAGAAAGGAGACCAGAGAAGAGGAAACCCCUUCAAAUGCGGGGACAGAGACAGAGAAUGCUUCUAAGAAGCAGCCCGAGGAGCCACUGCAGGGGGCGCCGGCCAGCCAGCUCUCUGGAGAAACCCUGCAGGGCAGGGAGCCACCGCCUGGCCACGUGGAACGGCCAACCAGCCUAGCCUUGGACAGUAGAGUCAAUGUGCCCACCCCCAGCACCACCCCCGAGACUCCCAAGGACAAGAGCAAGCUGGGGGGUGACCCGAGGGCACAGGACAGGUCUGAGAGCCCGGGGGGCUCCACCCAGAUCCAGCGGUACCGGGACCCAGACUCUGAGCGGCUGGCCAGCGCCGUGGAGCUGUGGCGGGGCAGGAAGCUGACGGCCGCCAAUUCGAGCGCCAUGCUGAGCCAGUCCCUGGACCUCAGCGAGCGGCACAGGGCCGUGGGGGCCGCUCUCACACCCACAGAGGAGAGACGCAUUUCCUUGUCCACGAGCGACGUCUCCAAGCUCCUCCCGUCCCCAUCCCAGACCAAGAUGCAGCCUUCUAUAGAAACCGUGGACGGGGAGCCCAGCACCAAGAAGCUGGCCGUUCAGAAGAAGAAGUCAGGUGACACAUCUGUCGGCUCAGAUUCUGGGCUGUCCCCAGGCCACCAGGCCGACUCUAAAUCCACUUUUAAAAGACUUUUCUUGCAUAAGAAUAAGGAUAAAAAAUCCAGCCUGGAGGGGGUAGAGGAAACGGAGAACACAGCGCCAGGGCUCACCAUGCUGGAAGCUGCCACCACCAAAAAGAAUCUAGAAGCCUCCUCCAGCCACCAGCACCGCCACCCAGCAGGCGAGAAGCACGCCAAGGAGCCAGGAGGCAAAGGGAAGAAGAACCGAAACCUCAAGAUUGGCAAAAUCACAGUGUCGGAGAAGUGGCGAGAAUCAGUGUUCCGCAAGAUCACCAAUGCCAAUGAGCUCAAGUACCUGGAUGAGUUCCUGCUCAACAAGAUAAACGACCUACGUUCUCAGAAGACUCCCAUCGAGAGCUUAUUCAUCGAAGCCACCGAAAAGUUCAGGAGCAACCUCAAAACCAUGUACUCUGUCCCUAACGGGAAGAUCCACGUCGGCUACAAGGACCUGAUGGAGAACUACCAGAUUGUCGUGAACAACCUGGCGGCCGAGCGAGGGGAAAAGGACACCAACCUGGUCCUCAACCUUUUCCAGUCGCUGCUCGACGAGUUCACCCGCGGGCACACCAAGAACGACUUCGAGCCGCCCAAGCAGAGCAAAGCUCAGAAGAAGAAGCGGAAGCAGGAUCGCGCUGUCCAGCAGCACAAUGGGCACGUGUUCGUCAGCUACCAGGUGAGCAUCCCGCAGUCGUGUGAGCAGUGCCUCUCCUACAUCUGGCUCAUGGACAAGGCCCUGCUCUGCAGCGUGUGCAAGAUGACCUGCCACAAGAAAUGUGUACACAAGAUUCAGACCUACUGUUCCUACACAUGUGGGAGCAAGAGCGAGCCAGGCGCCGAGCCAGGCCACUUUGGCGUGUGCGUGGACAGCCUGACCAGUGACAAGGCCUCCGUGCCCAUCGUGCUGGAGAAGCUUCUGGAACAUGUGGAGAUGCACGGCCUGUACACCGAGGGUCUCUACCGCAAGUCAGGCGCUGCCAACCGCACACGGGAGCUGCGACAGGCACUGCAGACAGACCCCGCAGCCGUCAAGCUGGAGAACUUCCCCAUCCAUGCCAUCACCGGUGUGCUCAAGCAGUGGCUUCGAGAGCUGCCUGAGCCCCUCAUGACCUUCGCCCAGUACGGCGACUUCCUCCGAGCCGUGGAGCUGCCAGAGAAGCAGGAGCAGCUGGGCGCCAUAUACGCCGUCCUGGAGCACCUGCCUGAGGCCAACCACAACUCGCUGGAGCGGCUCAUCUUCCACCUUGUCAAGGUGGCCCUGCUUGAGGACGUGAACCGCAUGUCUCCCAGCGCCCUGGCCAUCAUCUUCGCACCCUGCCUUCUGCGCUGCCCCGACAACUCGGACCCGCUGACCAGCAUGAAGGACGUCCUCAAGGUCACCACCUGCGUGGAGAUGCUCAUCAAGGAACAGAUGAGGAAGUACAAGGUGAAGAUGGAGGAGAUCAACCAGCUGGAAGCUGCGGAGAGCAUUGCCUUCCGCAGGCUCUCCCUCCUGCGACAAAACACUAACAAGAGCCCCAAGGCCCGGGCGAGCAGUGCCAGUGGCCCGGAGGAGCUGGGGGUGCUUCCAGAAGAGGAAGUCCCCAGCGGCGACGAGGACCGUGAGAAGGAGAUCCUCAUUGAGCGGAUCCAGUCCAUCAAGGAGGAGAAGGAGGACAUCACCUACCGGCUGCCGGAGCUGGACCCUCGGGGCUCCGACGAGGAAAACCUGGACUCAGAAACGUCGGCCAGCACUGAGAGCCUGUUGGAAGAGCGGGCCGGGCGGGGGGCCUCAGAAGGGCCCCCCGCGCCUGUUCUCCCCAGCCCCGGCGCGCCCGCCCUGAGCCCCCUCCCCGUGGCAGCCGCCCCUCCACGACGAAGGCCGUCGUCCUUCGUGACGGUCAGAGUGAAGACCCCCCGGCGGACCCCCAUCAUGCCCACAGCCAACAUCAAGCUCCCGCCCGGCCUGCCCUCCCACCUCCCCGGCCGGGCACCGGGUGCCCUGGAGGCCGCUGCCCCAGUGAGGCGCCGAGAGCCACCUGCCCGCCGCCCGGACCAGGUACACUCUGUGUAUGUCACACCCAGUGCUCACCUGCCCGUGCAGGGCACGCAGGAGCCCCUGGACGAGGGCGGCCGGCCUCCGGGGGCCAAGCGGAGGUACUCCGACCCCCCAACCUACUGCCUGCCCCCCACCUCGGGCCAGGCCAAUGGCUGAGGGCCGCAGUGCCGAGUCCCCGCGAGUCUGAGGACCAGCCCGUGCCAGAGCUGGGCACUGAGCUGCAGAGCCAGCCUUUGGCUGAGAAGGAUCCCGAAUGAAAAGCUCCAAGACAAUGUGAGGUGGGCACCAGCCCCAAGUGCAGAGUCCAAGCAGGGAGAGGCCAGCCAAGGCCCGGCCGCCCUUGCUGAGCCCCCACACCACGUAGAUGCGCCCACCCAGAGCACCAAAUCAUGGUGGGCGGCCUGGCAUCUGGCAUCUCCCACCUCCCUUCUUGUUUUAUAUGGUAACUGUUUCUUUGUGCGUGGUUUACAUAACUUUAAACUGUAACAGCCUUAACGAGAGACCAAAUUGUUUUUUAUACGUGUAUGUACAAACUUUUAUAUUAACGCCCUGCAUCUCCCUUAUAACCCGGACUUGAGUCUUCAGAGCAAAGCCUGCACGGCCACCGCAUGUCAGGGGCUCAGACCCACAAUGAGCACGGCCUGGGGCCCACAGUCUGAGGACUGGGGCCUUGCACACGGGAUUUGGACCCUUGGGGCCCCCGACUGCCCCAGGUGUGUCUCGGACGCAUACUCUGGCCCAGUUGGCCUGCAUCUGAAGGAAUGUUGGAGCCUCUCUGGGAAUCAAGGCUGGUGGCUGGAGUCAGGGCACAAGGUGGUCAGCAGCCUCCACCUGCAGCACCACAGACCUCACAUCCCAGGGAGACUUGAAUGUGGCCAUCACUCUUCUGUCCGCCAUGCCCCAGACUCGGGAGGCCAGAGGAGGCCACCCUCAGCAUACUGCCCGCUCCGUGUGGCCAACAGGAGCCGAGACUCAGGACCACUCACAGGCAGGGAGGGCAAGGCCUGGGGUUGGACAUUCCUGCUGGUCGACAGUGACAGCUUGGGGAUCUCCGGAGUUGGGCUACCCCUCUCUCAGGCUUGGCUCACUCCUCAGACACACGGCCACAGGUCUGGGACGGGAGGUGCCCCAGGUGCCCCACAAGCCGUGCAAAAUAAAAAGUGCCUGAAAGGUG